This is a messenger RNA of Daphnia magna, 1933 nucleotides long. Its product is annotated as glucose dehydrogenase [FAD, quinone]. NCBI's taxonomy places the organism in Eukaryota, Metazoa, Arthropoda, Branchiopoda, Diplostraca, Daphniidae. The record is from RefSeq and is a predicted model, not a curated record. Gene Ontology annotation, molecular function: oxidoreductase activity, acting on CH-OH group of donors; flavin adenine dinucleotide binding.
AUCAACUAGCGACCAGUGAUAACAUGUUUCUUACACAGAUUUUCAGCAAUCUCAGCUUGUGGGCAUCGUUUCCUGCUUUUCUCCUCUACUAUUUGUUUUAUAGUUCGUUCAAAAUGAAUGAUCUGGAAGGCUACGUCACCGACGCCGAGACUAUUCUAACCGAAUAUGAUUUCAUCGUCAUUGGGGCCGGAUCAGCUGGAGCUGUUGUGGCCAACAGGCUCACUGAGGUAUCUAACUGGAACGUGCUGUUACUGGAAGCUGGCGGUGAUGAAGGCAUCAUUACGGAUAUUCCAGGAGCUGUGCAUCUCCUUCAGCGCACGAGCAUGGACUGGCAGUACAAAACGAUGGAGCAAACAGAAGCGUGUCUUGCGUUCAACGACAACAAGUCCAACUGGCCUCGCGGCAAAAUCCUCGGUGGCUCGUCCGUCCUCAAUUACAUGUUGUACGUCAGAGGAAACAAAAGAGAUUACGACGAUUGGGAAGCUAAGGGCAACAUUGGAUGGUCCUACGAUGAUGUUCUACCUUAUUUUAUUAAAUCAGAAGACAAUCGCAAUCCUUACAUCGCGGCCAAUACGAAAUAUCACGGAACAGGAGGAUAUUUAACCGUCCAGGAACCGGCGUGGAAAACUCCGCUUGCAGCCGCUUUUGUCGAAGCUGGUGUCGAAAUGGGCUAUGAAAAUAAUGACGGCAAUGCUGCCAAGCAAACAGGUUUUAUGUUGGCCCAGGCAACCAAUAGGAGAGGACACAGAUGUUCAACGGCCAAAGCUUUUUUGCGGCCCAUUCGCAAUCGUCAAAACUUGCACAUUUCAAUGCACUCUCACGUCCACAAGAUCAUCAUUGAUCCUGUAACUAAACAGGCGACAGCUGUCCGUUUCGAGAAGAAAGGACAAAUUUACCAAGUCAAUGCCAAAAAGGAGAUUAUCGUGUCAGCAGGAUCGGUCAACAGCCCUCAACUAUUGAUGUUGAGCGGAGUAGGUCCAGCCGAUCAUCUACAAUCGUUUGGUAUUCCGGUGAUUGCAGAUCUUCCAGUAGGUGAUAAUCUUCAAGAUCACAUUGCGUUAGGAGGCAUGGUCUUUACCGUAAACAAGCCUUUCGGUGCGAUAGAAGGACAAUAUUAUUCUUUUCCCGCGUUGCUCAAUUAUACGAUGAAUUCAGCAGGUCCAUUAGCCUUCACUGCUGGGUGUGAAGCUUUGGCUUGGGUCAAUACAAAGUACGCGGAUCCGUCUUCUGGAGAGUACCCCGAUAUCGAGUUCCACUUUGUUUCUGGAUCACCAGCGUCUGACAGUGGACGAACUGUUCGUUUCAACUUUGGCAUCAGAGACGAUAUCUGGGAAAAAUAUUACAAGCCGUUAAUGGACAAGGACAUGUGGCAAGUGAUCCCCAUGUUACUUCGUCCAGAAUCGACUGGAACUAUUCGACUGGCCUCUAGCGAUCCAUACACGGCUCCGCUGAUCGAUCCGAAAUAUUUUAGUAAAAUACAGGAUCUCAAUGUGCUCAUCGAAGGAACGAAAAUUGGUUUAGCUCUCAGUAAAACGGAAGCUUUCCAAAAACUUGGAAGUAAAUUUUACGCCGCGAUCUUCCCCGGUUGUGAGCAGUUCACUCCAUGGACGGAUGAAUACUGGGGCUGCUUCAUCCGUCAUUUUUCGUCCACCAUUUAUCACCCGUCGGGUACCUGUAAAAUGGGCCCGUCGUCGGAUAAGACGGCCGUUGUCGAUCCCACAUUAAAAGUUUACGGGAUUAAAGGAUUACGUGUUAUCGAUUGCUCCAUCAUGCCUAAAAUCGUUUCCGGCAACACCAACGCUCCAGCGAUUAUGAUUGGGGAGAAAGGAUCGGACUUGAUUAAAGCAGAUUGGCCGCUUGGUAAACGAUAGAAUGCAACGGCUUCUCUGUGUUUGACCAUGCGUUGCCUAUUCGUAUCGAAGACUUUAACAUC